AUGAAGUCAUUCACGGUUGCGACUGCGGUCCUUUCUCUUGUGUCGACAGCUUUCGGCGCAGACAAGAGUAACUUGACAAAACCACUUUCUUCGAAACAAAUUCUUCCCUCAAAUUUCAAACCUCCGCAGGUCUUCAAAAAUGCCAAUCUGGUCCAUCAUAUCAAUCUCGAAAAAAGUUACCCAAAAGAGUCAAUUAAUGUGGUAAUUGAGAACAUUGCGAAUGAACCUCAAGAUGAAUACUAUCUGCCAUUCACGUCGAGGCAGAUGGAAACAAUUGGAGCUUUGGAAGUAAAGGACAGAAAGGAUGCCGAUUCCGGACUAUUCGAAGUUCGUGCAGUAGAGGUGGACACAGAGAGUGACACUCAAUUCUACUUGAUCAAGCUACCACAACCCCUAGCACCCAAAGCACAACAAACAAUUGGCAUCUCAUACUCAUACCUUUCAGCUUUAAACCCUCUUCCAAAUUCAAUUGCACAAAACGAGAACCAAUACGUCGUUUACGAAUUCUCCGCAUAUGCUCAAUCAUCAUACGUCACUUCGAAACAAAAGACUGAGGUUAAAUUCCCAACUACCAAUAUUCCAGAGCACACCAUUGUUCCAGGAACUGAUGGUGCAUCCGAAUCACCACAGAAGCAAGGUUCCAAGUACACAUACGGUUCUUAUGGAGAGGUACCAGCUGGUGCAGUGGAACCAGUCCGAGUUCGAUAUGAGUUCACCAAACCCCUCAUUCACGUCUCUAGAUUAGAGCGUGAUAUUGAAGUCAGCCACUGGGGAGGAAAUGUUGCUUUCGAGGAACGUUAUACGUUGACCAACCGUGCUGCCAAUCUUUCUCAACCAUUCUCUCGCACUCUCUGGAACCAAGCCGCAUACUAUGCCACCACUCCCACUUCUGCCAUUAAGGAGCUCAAAUUCCCAUUGAAGGUUGGAAGUUUGACACCAUACUUCACUGAUGUCAUUGGCAACGUCUCUACAUCUCGUUUCCGCAGCAACAAACGUGAAGCGAAUCUUGAGAUCAAGCCUCGUUACCCAAUCUUCGGAGGUUGGAAUUAUCCUUUCCGUGUAGGUUGGGAUGCUGAUGCCAAAAAAUUCUUGAGAAAAUUAAGCGGAGAGCAAUAUGUUCUCAAUGUCCCAUUUUUGGAAGGUCCAAAACAAGCCGAGGGAGUUGAAUAUGAAUUCGUUGAACUUCGUGUCAUUCUUCCAGAAGGAGCCGAAAAUUUCCAAUUUUCCACUCUCGUCCCUGUUGCCUCCUCUACAAUCACUCUCCAUAAGACUUUCAUGGAUACUAUUGGCCGUACAACACUCACACUUCAUUCUCAUAACUUGGUUGAUGAUCUCCGCGAUCGUGAACUCAUUGUUACAUAUACCUACCCCUUCCUUGCAGGUUUCCGCAAACCUAUUGUUAUUUUCUGCUCCACUUUGAGUUUAUUCGUUACGGUUUGGGCUAUUGGUACCUUGAAUGUUAGUAUCAAGGGGAAGAAGGCUUAA
Botrytis porri is the source of this 1485-nucleotide messenger RNA. RefSeq lists its product as uncharacterized. NCBI's taxonomy places the organism in Eukaryota, Fungi, Ascomycota, Leotiomycetes, Helotiales, Sclerotiniaceae. Gene Ontology annotation, cellular component: membrane; oligosaccharyltransferase complex. The transcript is spliced from 3 exons. The record is from RefSeq and is a predicted model, not a curated record. The coding region runs from base 1 to 1485 and encodes 494 amino acids.